AUGUGGCAGUUAAAAGAAGAUAUCUACUCAUUAUUUCAAUCAGAAAAAUAUGCUCCAAUCAAUGGAAUGCGUUCGAUCUCCUGUUUAGCUAUUAUCUCAUUACAUAUCGGCCAAUUAUUGAAUUCAUUUAUUCCACCAUAUCCACAUAUACAAUGGAUGACUUACUUGAAUAGUUAUACAUACAGAUUAUCAGCUCUUGAAGGAUUAUUAUUGGAAACAUUUUUCAUGCUGUCUGGUUUUCUUCUUACAUUGAAAUUCAUUCAACAUCGAGAUUCUUUCUCAUUGAAAGAAUAUCCUUUAUAUAUAAUGAAACGUGCCUGUCGUUAUUGGCCGGGAAUCUUGCUGAUUACUAUAAUAAUGUUGAUAUUAGGUGAAUCCCAAGGAAACUGGACAAGUUUCUGGCUAUUUUAUCAAAACUAUAUUAGUACGGAUCAAUGGUCAUGGGGUUUUGUUAUACUCUGGAGUGUCAGUCUUGAUAUGCAACUGCAUAUUAUACUACCCAUCAUUCUUCAUAUUGUUAUCAGCUCCAAAUCGAAUUAUCAGAGAACUUAUUUAGCAUUAUAUAUACUUGUUAUAUUGUCCAUUGUUUAUGUAAUGCUUGUUUUUAAUCCAAAGACUAUGAAUUUGUUGGUGCAUGUAUAUCAUAAUAAUGCCUUGGCAUUAGGAAUGCCGCAACGGUUUAUUGAUUGGGUUACAAAUGAAUACAAUGUCACACUGGGAUUCGAGAAGGUGAUUGAUCCCAGUCCAAUAAAAUCGUUCGCAGAACUGAUAUACUUGUCAAUACCAGGUCGAUAUUCAAGUUUUAUAAUUGGAUCUAUUCUCGCAUUUAAUUUAAUCAAUGCAAAAAAUAACACUAUGAUUCGUUACGGAACGAUUAAAAAGUAUACUUAUUUAACAUUCAUUUUUCUAUUUAUGAUCAUAUCGACGAUACCAACUGAACCAAAUGAAAUCAGUGAUGUAGUAUUAACAAUUAUGGUUUCCAUAUUACGACAAAUAUUUUCAAUAUCCCAAGCAUUUAUUCUCUUUUCAGCUAUUUGUCCAUCCACACAUCCUUACUAUAGUCCAUGGAUUAGAUCAUUUUUAUCGCAUCCUGUAUGGACACCACUUGCUAAACUGAGUUAUUAUAUAUAUAUAAUUCAUUGUCGAAUUGCAUUGGAAUUGAUAAUGACUCACAGUCAUAUAUUUGAUCCUACACGGUACUCAAUCGAUAUUCUAACAAUUAUAUGCCUAAUACUUGUAUUCAUAAUUUGUCUCAUCAUAUCUGUCAUUUGGUUCAUUUUCGUUGAAAAACCAUUUCAACGAUUGAUCAAUAAGCAACUAUCCAGCCAUGAAAAGUUGCAUGCGACAUAA
Molecule: messenger RNA, 1350 nt
Organism: Adineta steineri
Lineage: Eukaryota; Metazoa; Rotifera; Eurotatoria; Adinetida; Adinetidae
Source: the annotation of a GenBank genome assembly